This is a messenger RNA of Formica exsecta, 2788 nucleotides long. RefSeq names its product sprouty-related, EVH1 domain-containing protein 3 (gene Spred). Gene Ontology annotation, molecular function: protein kinase binding. Gene Ontology annotation, biological process: multicellular organism development; negative regulation of MAPK cascade. NCBI's taxonomy places the organism in Eukaryota, Metazoa, Arthropoda, Insecta, Hymenoptera, Formicidae. Bases 818 to 2047 code for a protein of 409 amino acids. Gene Ontology annotation, cellular component: membrane. The record is from RefSeq and is a predicted model, not a curated record. The transcript is spliced from 7 exons.
AUCGACUGCGUUAUCCAUAGGAGUUACCUACGGCUAACCAACGGAGCGCGUGCGAGACGCGCUUGAUUAUACAGGAUCGUGGUGUGUGUGGUAUCGAUGAAUGAAUCCUGUUGCGCAGACCGGCGACUUCAUCGUAAGGUAGUCGAUAAGCAAUCCGAGUGAACGCGCGGUUCGCACGUACUCGCGACAGGACGGGCCAAAAUUUACGAAGCAUUCGCUGUCGCACUCUCAGCCGAGUCGCGCUCCAUUCGUCUAAUUCAUCUAAUCAUCGCGCAUCAUGAUAUACGAUCGCGAACGGAGCUACAAAUUUGGGCGUGAGCGCUCUUCUGUCAACUGUACGUCGUGAAAGCACGUUGUGAUAGAGAGCAGUUUUUUUUUUUUUUUUUAUUUUUUUUUUUAUUUUUGACAGCUCUCGAGCGAUCGAAUCUCGAGGGAACGAGGCGUGGUAUAAAUCAAGUGUGUGUGAUCCUGUGUGUGAACUUUGUGUGGCAUCAAAGGCGGUGGUGGGCGUGUGUGGGGAUGAACUGCACGGGAAGUGUAAAGUGAAAUAAAGGAGGUGGUGGAGGAAGAGUUGUGGCGGUGGUGGAGGGGGAGGAGGGGGAGGUGGAUUGGGGCGCUUCCUGUGUCUCGGUUGCCCGAUCUAAAAAAGUUCCGCAGGUAGAAUCGCGCCUGUGAUCGAAUGCCUUUUCGAUGUGACGAAAAUGAUGAAGUUUGGGAGAGAGCGGUGGGCUUUGAGUGAAGGCUUUGAUACCUCGAAUCAUGACAGAGGCGUCGGACGAGUAAUGGUAACUAUCUGGUGAGGGUCCGCGCCCAGGUAAUGACGAGAGAUGAUAGUUCGGGUGGUUGGGUUCCUUUGAGUGGUGGUGGCUUGGCAAAUGUCUCGGUUAGACGUAGGAUUACUUCAUCAGGAAUACAUCAAACCAACAAUACCAAUGGAAAUAGUAUUUCUACUACAACCAACUCCGCACACCCUGUUUCUAAUGCGUCUGUUGGCCUUCAAAGUCAUGGAUCAUCUAAUAUCUCUCCGCCUGGUGCAAAUAAAAGAAAGCACGAGUAUCUUAUUUAUGGCAAACGCAUUACCGAUCAAUCGGUUGUCCUUAGUUGUAUAAUUAAAAAAGAUUUUGAAUAUAAUAAAGUGAUGCCCACUUUUCACCACUGGCGAACAGGAGAAAAAAAGUUUGGAUUGACAUUUCAAACAGCUGCCGAUGCAAGAGCAUUUGACAAAGGAGUUCGAACAGCAGUUGAAGAAUUGUUAGAAGAUUGUGCAAAUGGUCUGUCUGAUUUAACAUUAACCACCAAUGCUCCAGAUGCUGGGGACGAAGAUGUUUUUAUGACUUUGAAUUUGCCAGUGGAACCACCUGAGCCACGUUCCUCUUCAGACACACCUCAUGGAAUAAUUCGAGUACCAAAUUAUUCUCAAUAUUCAGAGCUUCCCGAUUCACAUCGAUCUAUCCAUCACAUUGGUGGAUCUUCCAUUAAGGGCCCACCAUCGCAACAUCCCUUGGCAUCCGUCGCAGAUAUUGGAUCGGAUAACUAUCCUUAUGUGCAACUCACAACGCUUAACCACGAAUAUUUAUAUCCCAUUAUCGACGAUCACAAAAGUGAAAGAUUAGACGGACAUAAUACUUCCAAUAGCGGAAGUUCUCUGAAGAAGCCAGAUAUUAUAAUAUCCCAACCUUCAAAAAAUACUAUGAAACGUAAUGUACGUUUACGUUGCAAGCAUUGUCAAGAGCUGUAUUCAGAACAGCAUAAUCCGAAAGGUUCCUGCGAAUACGCUCCUGAUCCAAUUAGACGUGCAAUCGCGAAAGUUUCUUGUUUAUCGUGUGCCCAAUGUAUGUUAUAUCAUUGCAUGAGUGACGCUGAAGGUGAUUUUGCACAAAAUCCUUGUAGUUGUAGUACAGAAGAGGGAUGCGGACGCAGAUGGUUUGGUUUAGCCUUGUUGUCACUGAUCGUUCCUUGCUUGUGGAUAUAUCCUCCACUUAGAGCUAUACAUUGGUGCGGAAUGUCCUGUGGAAUGUGCGGCGGGCGUCACCACCCUAUGGAAUAACUGGAGGAACCCUUUGAUGUCUCUGCUUCGUACUCAAUUGGAUCAAACAACUUUUCUGCAUCGUGCAAUGCAGUCGCCAAUGUGUAUGAAUGUCAUGAUCUAAGUAUGGGUCGUUGUCAGAGAUAUCAAAGGGGUAGACAGCUUCCAGUACAUGCACUUAUUCAUCAGCGUCAUCUUUAAAAUAAAAUACAGUCAAAGUGGAAAUACCCAAUUUAGCACAAGAUGUCGCAUAUAGCUCCAACAUAAUGUAUAUUCCGUACGUUUUGUAUAUUUUAUUAGUGCAAAAUACGUUAUUUAGUCUCUCCUGUACAUUAAACAAUUUGAGGUAAACUAAUAUUUACAGUUUGAAUGAUUAAUCUAUGGAAAGCACAUCAAAUGGACUCAGACCAACUAUUUGUGAUACAUGGUGCACAUUAUGAGAGUGUAACUUCUGUGAGUCGAUACCAAAAUUAAUUCUGUUCUCAGUUUGAUUAAUUUUCAUACACACAAUAUUUAAUAAAGAAAUAAAUAAGAUAACUAUAAAUAAGUUUUGCUGGAAUUAGCAGAGUGUAGAAUAUCAAGAUGUAUCCUAUGAUUGUUGGAUCUGAUUCAUCCAACAACUUAACUUGCCGAGCCAAUCUUUGUUUAUUUUCAUUCUUUAUAACAUAUCGUAGGAUUAAAAAAUAAAAAACUUUUGCUUAUACAAGUUUCCUUUAAUAGUAUGAAUAAUAAUUGACAAAUCUGACAACAUGUGUAUAUUUA